This is a messenger RNA of Equus quagga, 3385 nucleotides long. RefSeq names its product small integral membrane protein 41 (gene SMIM41). Lineage: Eukaryota; Metazoa; Chordata; Mammalia; Perissodactyla; Equidae. The record is from RefSeq and is a predicted model, not a curated record. Bases 1050 to 1325 code for a protein of 91 amino acids. The transcript has a single exon.
CCUUGAUGGUAUGUGAUCCCCACCUGGCCUGCGGAGGGACCUUCCUUUCCUGCUAGCUGGCCAUCAGCUGAUCCCUUCUGAGAGGGAGGCUGAUACAGGUGUUUGCUGGCAGUGACUUUGUGUUUAAAGAGAGCUCAAGGUUGCUACAGGAGUUGUCAGGAGACCUGUGCUGGGAAGUCUUCCCUCCGUCCCAGCUUCCCCAGACUUUCUGCUUUUCUGCAGCCAGAUCUGCUCCACUCUCCCGACCUGGCUUCGCUAUGGGACAUCCGGCUGUUAGCGAGCUCCCCUUGGUGGACAGCUCAGCAACAUCUCCAGCCCUUUUGGCAUUGUGAUUCCCAGAGGUAGGGCAGUGAUUUUCUCAGGAGUCCUGGGCACUCAAAUCUGUGCUUUCCCACUGCUCUGUAACUCUCCUUGACCUCUGGGGCCUGAGCAAGGGUGUGGGGGUCGGUGGUGAAAUCCCCCGUGCCUCCAUCUCCCUGCUGUGCAGUCAGUGGAGGCUUCUGAAGGGAAUGAUGGAUGAGGAAGGAGGGCAUCGCUCAGGUCAGGAGCCUCCCCAUUUGCCUCCUGCUCCAGUGGCCGCCUGGGCCACCUCGCAGUGUUGAACUUUGGCGCAGGCAGAAAGCCCAGGAAUGGGGAUCGCCCUCGCUUGUCCUGGGUCCUGUUCAGUCCGGGGCAGCACCUCUGCCAGCACUCGGGGUGGGGCCUGGCAGAUCUUUUCAGGGCUCUGAGGGAGGUGCUACCUCUUGACUUCCUUUGCCAGGAAAGGGGCAGAGUGCUGGGUUUGGCUGGCUGGGUGCACGGGCCAGAUUUGCAUGCACGGGUGUGUGCGCCUUUGGGAGGAGAAGGGAUACCCCGGCCCCGCCCCGUAGUCCACCCUGGAGGAGCCCUUUGUCUUGGAAGAGCCUGAGCGCUCUGCGCGAGGGGUGGGGGCCUAGGGCGCCUGGGACCCGCCCCUCGGGUCCCUCCUCGAUCCGCCGCCCGUCCGCUGCUGUCCCGGGUUCCGGCACAUCUGGCGGUGCCGCGCACAUCUGGGCAGCCGGCGCCGGAGCAUGAACGGCUCUCAGGCGGACGCCGGGGCCCAAGCCGCCUGGCUGAGCUCCUGCUGCAACCAGUCGGGGGCGCCACCGGAGCCCCCCGAGGGGCCGCGCGCCUUGCAGGCGGCGGUGCUGGGCGUGCUGUCGCUGCUCGUGCUCUGCGGGGUCCUGUUCCUGGGCGGCGGCCUCCUGCUCCGCGCGCAGGGCCUAGCCGCGCUGCCCACCCGCGAGCGGCGCGCGUCCCGCGAGGCUGAGCCCGGCGGCGCCAGCGGGGGCGACGACGACUCGUAGGCGCCCGGCCGCCGGGAGCCCCGACGGCUGCUGCGGAGCGAGGCCCCCGCCCCGGCCUCCCCAGGCCGCGCCCGCGCAGGUGAGAGGCGGCCGCGGCGGGGGCGGGCACAGGGCCGGGGCCGCCCGACCCAGGGGCUCAGCGCGGCGACUCUGGCCCGGCUCGGGGCGGCCGGGGGCGGCGGCUCCCGCAGGUGUGCGGAGUCUGCCUUUCCCUCCUCGGCCUUCGGUUCUCCCGCAGCGGCGCCUCCAGCCUGUCCUUUUUCGAGAAGAGCCGGUCACGGUGUCACUGGGAGAGGGGAGGCAGGCGGGUCAAAGAGGAGGGGUGCUCUGGGGCUCUCUUCCCCACCCCCCGCGCCGCGACCCGCAGUUCCAGCCCCCCUGGUUCCACGACCCCACCCCGUGGCCCGUUCCACCCAGAGGCUGAGGACACACACGGCCACAGAGACGGACACACCAGACCUUCGGCUUCUGCUUCCCCCCCUUCCUUUCCUUAGUGAAGCCUCGCCCCUGGAGGGGGUUUAAGAUUCUGCCCUGCGGCCCCCCUUGAGGCGGGGAUGGGAGUGCGGUAGUGUUUUAGGCCGGAGCCAGGGGUCUGGAUGACCCUGGGCGAUGGGUUGCUGUGCUGGGACCCACUCCUUUAGCCCCUGCUCAGGCUGUGAAGAGGGCUGUGGCCCAGAGCAAGGAGCUUUGUCGGCGUGUGUGUGUGUGUGUGUGUGUGUGUGUGUGUGUGUUUGGGGGGUGGGGUGUAGAUGGCAAGGUUCCCAACAGCUGGGGGGCCUCAGGAGCUCGUUGCUCCAGGAAGCUGGGGCUGAGGAUUCCUGGCUGUGGGGGCUCCAUCUGGCCCUCCUGCCUCUGCAUCUCCCAGGACAGGAACCAUCUGGAGGAAGGGCCUGGGUGGCCUAAGACAAGGUAAUUCCAGGCCAAGGCCACCCCGGGCAGAGCCGGGGUUGUGGGGGGAAGCCUUGACUGUCCUUCUCCUCUGUCCAGCGUCAUACCUAGAGGCUCCUGGGAGGUUUCUGUGAGUGGGGCUGGUUGCUGGGGGUGGCUCUGACCCUCCUUGUCCCUCCUAUGCAGCAGCCCCUCCCUGCUUGCCAGGGGCAGAGGCAGGGGCCCAGCUCCCCGCUGAGAAGGGAGUCGGCACAGGUGAGGAGGGGCCGGUGAGGGGUGGGGGGCCAACGGGCAGGCGGCUGAAGCUGAGCAGCUGUGAAGCUGACGACGGGUGAUCCUCGUGCGGAGCAGCCCAGGAUUUGGUGCUAAUCCCGGCAGCCGUGCCAUCCUGGCCCCGCUGAACCGUGGACUUCUCACCUCCGGGACACCGCCCCCCCCCGUUGGAGAGAGGGCUGUCCAGGGCGGUGAGGGUAUGUGUGUGUGAGUGUCUGUGUGUGUCUGUGUGUGACUGCUCUUGGCACAAGGGCCAUGGGCUGGGCCUGGGGACAUUCCUCACCUCCUUUGCCGUGUCCUGGGGGAGGGGUGGGAACUCCCUCUCUCUAUGGUAUCUGGGGUCAUCUACCCCGUGGCCGCCUACAUUCUGCUGUUUUUCCAUCUGCUCUCCCUGUGCUCUCCUCUCCUUCCCCAGCUGGGGCCGAGGAGUCCCCAUGUCCACCAGGAACCCUUCAUUUUACAAAUGGGGAAGCUCUGAGAGAAGGAAGUGACCUUCUCAAGUGACACAUAGAGCUGGAAGUCACCCCGGGGUUCCUGAUCCCGAGCUCAGGGGUUGGGGGCGGCAUCCCUGAGUGAGAAGGCCUCCCUUGGGUUGCCCUUCUUGCUCCGUCUGGCUCCCUUUCCCCUUCUUUGAGAUGCUGAUGCAAAAUAUGGCCUUUCCGCCCCCAAAGGAAUGAAUCUUCACGCACACAUUUGGCGCAUGGUUUCUGAGACUGGAACCCAAACCCCUGUGUCCUGCCUCCCUCCUGUCCCUGAUUCUCCACUGGCCCUUUUAGAUCCCUUCUUGCUGCUGGGGACAGUCUUCCAGAGGUCGGCAGCAGCCCCCAGCCAGCCGGGCUCAGCUUUCCUGGCCUGAGCCUGAGGGUGGGGGUGGGCUCGGGGGGGGGGGGGGGGGGGGG